GCUAGUCGAAUUUACUGAUUGUGCUCCUGAAUAUUUUUCGGAAUAUUUUUUCUGAUUUUUGUGCGCGUUCUGUUUUUUUUUUUUGUUUUUUGCUUUUUGUGAAACAAAAAGUUACAUUGUGCGCUGCCCCAAAUUGUUUCGAACACAAAGUUGUUGUGAAUUGAAUUUGUUUUGCGGUUUUAUUUCGAUUUGAUCAAAGCGAAAAUGGCAAACGAUUCGGAUAGAAACGAUGGCCGGGAGAAUGGCAAGAAGAACAACAAGAACAAUAAGAAGAACAACAAGAAGAAGAACGGAAUGCUGAAGCCGCUUGGUAAGAAGACCGAGAAGAUUGAGAAGAAAAUGAAGGAGAUCAAGUGCCACAAGGCGCACUUUAACGAAAUGACCGACUGCUUGCAUAAGCUUUUGACUCCAGUGACGCCCAGUAGCAUGACCAAGAACACAAACGUCGAGAAUCCCAAUAAUCUGGAAGAAAUGGACGACGGUAAUGCUGCUGACUCUGUCGUCGCCAUGGACGAGGGCCAAGAUGAUGCUGCUACUGGUGGAGAUGGUGCUGCAGUUCCAUGCGCUGGUGCUGCAAUUGGUCGUGAUUGGAAUGCAGUUGCAGGUGUUGGUACUGGUGCUGGUACUGGAGGAGAUUGGGUUGCAGGUGCUGAAGCUGCUACUGGAGGAGAUGGUGCUGCAGUUGCUGUUGUUGGUGCUGCAACUGAUGGAGAUGGUGCUCCAUUUGCAGGUGCUAAUGCUGGUGAAGAUUUGGCUGCAGUUGCAGGUGCUGGUGCUGGUGCUGCUACUGGAGGAGAUGAUGCUGGAGUUGCACGUGCUGUUCCUGCUACUGAUGGAAAUGGUGCUCCAGAUGGUGUUCCAGUUGCAGGAGCUGUUCUUGCUACUGAUGGAAAUGGUGCUCCAGUUGCAGGUGCUACUGAUGGAAAUGGUGCUCCAGUUGCAGGAGCUGUUCCUGCUGCUGAUGGAAAUGGUGCUCCAGUUGCAGGUGCUAUUGAUGGAAAUGGUGCUCCAGUUGCAGGAGCUGUUCCUGCUGCUGAUGGAAAUGGUGCUCCAGUUGCAGGUGCUUUUCCUGCUACUGAUGGAAAUGGUGCUCCAGUUGCAGGUGCUUUUCCUGCUACUGAUGGAAAUGGUGCUCCAGUUGCAGGUGCUUUUCCUGAUACUGUUGGAGAUGGUGCUCCAGUUGCUGUUGCUGGUGCUGCUACUGAUGGUGGUGGUGGCGGUGAAGGUCCUAGCACCUCAGCUGCUGCUCCUGGUAACAUCCAGCUGGAUGUGCAAACUUAUACGCAUUCCUUGUCAUUCGUGCAACAGCAGGAUGGCUCGCACGAGGUGUACACCUCUUGCGACCUGGUUACCGAUGAGGAACAGAUGGCGCCCAUGCGCGAGAUACGCGUCGAGGAUGGCGAACUUGUGAUUUUAGCCGGCGAUGAUGGGGUGUACCAUCGUCCCGAUGACGCUGUGAUUCUCGAGGCCGAGGAUGAUCGUAUCUACGUUGUCGGUGCUUUGGAGCGUAAUGUUAGAUACGUCCACGCCGAGGUCGUUCAAGAGGGGAACGAGGAUAUGGCCCAGGACCCACCGGUCGAGGAUUAGGAGGAUUAGCGUGUGAACGGAGAGCGUCAAGCCGAACUGCCAAAUGUGCUAAAUAUAUGAAAUGUUCAUUCCUAUUAAUUAAUUAAAUAAAUAUUCUCAAUUUU
This is a messenger RNA of Drosophila melanogaster (fruit fly), 1691 nucleotides long. RefSeq lists its product as uncharacterized. The record is from RefSeq and is marked reviewed. The coding region runs from base 205 to 1587 and encodes 460 amino acids. The transcript has 2 exons. NCBI's taxonomy places the organism in Eukaryota, Metazoa, Arthropoda, Insecta, Diptera, Drosophilidae.